AGAAUGCUAGGAUUACAGGUGAGCCACUGCGCCUGGCAUCCUUUACUAAAUGUUUUAUGGAACUGGAUAUUAUGUUGGAUGAGGAACACUUCCCCUACCUAGGAUUCUCAAACCAAAACCUGUUAAAGUCCUCAUGGAGGCUGCAGUUAGGAAAGUAAGAGUUGAUGGGACUAAGGUAAAUGUUUAUAGGGGAGUUGGUACAUUUGAACACACUUUAUGUGAAGUGGUUGCAUCUCUUUUACCUGAUUGUAUUGUGGGGAUGGACAUACUGUACUAUAUGUUAUAUACAGUACUAUAGCUAGUACUGUAAAAGAGAAGGAAUAUAAAUCUGCCCUUGUACCAAUAUUAUUUGGACAUGCUAAAUGGGGCUAAAUGGGAACUGGUAAGAUUGUAUAAGCUCACACAAUGUAUAGUAGAAGCUGGGGUGCUGGUCGGGACAAAUUCUCCAUUUGAUAACCCUUUAUGGAGUGUUUACUGGGGGCUUAUGGCAAAUCCUGUGAGCACCUCCCAGCAGGACUACUGGGAUUUUGGACUAGAGAAUUUCCACUGGGGGGCAUUUACUGCCUUGCUAUGAGACAUUAACUGAAGCUACCCCUAUGACUGAGGGACAUAAAAUGAUCCUGAUACCUGAAAUAGCCAUGCUUUCUUGGGUGGUGUAAGAGAAACAAGAUAAUGAGGACGGCAGUGCCCAGAAGAGUUCCAUUAUAAAAUGGAAAUGGUUUAUAUGGGUUCAUGCUCCCUGCAGAGUGCAAGGAGGAGAUUCACAAGCAGGGAGCCUCUGUUUCUCCUAGGACUGACUCUGGAACUGUGUGAGGAGCUGCUUGCUGUAUUCUACUGUCACUUGGAGAGUGUUCUAUAAAUAGCUCUGAAGUGACCACCCAAGAAUUGCUGGGUUUGUAGAGGACAGUUCCAAGGUGAAUGGACAAUAUCCUAUUUGGAAGGUUGCUACUCUUAAUCAAGGAAGGUAAGAACUAAUCAGCUUGCUGGGCUGGAUUACAUUUUGAAGAAAUGAACAAUAGUAAAGGCUUCUGUGUUUGAGUUUUUACUGAUGCAGGGCCAGAAGGGCAAUGGAAACCUGCCCUUUCAAGGCAUGCCCAUAUGGAGCAUGGCCCUAUGGAAAUUUGAAGGGGUGCAUUAAAGUAGGAAAAGUCGAUGCCCAUCAGAAGAGCCCCCUUCUAGGUUAGGAAGGUGAUGGGAAUCAAAAAGCAGAGAUCCUUGUGUGCUCCCUUGACAUGGCCACCUGGGUUCACACAAUGUGUGGGUAUGGGGCUACCGCGGCAGCGCAGAGAUGGGCUGAAUCUAGACACAUUCCUCUUGCACCCUUUUCAGGCACAAAAUGCCAAUAAGAGUGUUGUCUACAACAGAGACUGGUGAUGGCUGUGGGGCAGAGUCCCUGGUGAGAAGGUCCAAAAUAUAGCUGGCAAGUGAGACUGAUGCUGGUAGCCCUGGGUGGCUACAAAUAGGUCUUACAGGAAUAGACAUUUACUUAAGACUGGGCUUUGCUUACCCUGUGAAAGAUGCAAAUGGUUAGAGUUCUAUAGAAAAACCAGAAGACAUUGCAUGGAUUUGGAUGGCCAACCAUCAUUUCUUCAGACUAAGGAACAGCCAUAAUGUUCAACAAUGGAUAGAAAGAUAUCCUCCUCAGAGUAAUAGUCUGAUAGAGAAGUGGAAUGGACAAUUAAAACAUUGGUUGUCUAAAACAGGGAGGAGAUAAAAGGAUGAAGGGCUGGAUUACAUGCUUUCAUGAGUGUGUGUUCAUAGGUGACAUGGAGCUAUUGGAGGGUCCUGGCGCCAUAGAUUCCACUGUUUUUCUAUGGUAUCUGGGGAGGAGGGGUGAGGAAGGAUGCUGAUAUGGCUGUAUAAUUCUUGCCAUGGGAGGAGUAUGCUGGUAUAAUGAUUAUGCUUUUUUCUUUCUUUCCCACAUCACCUGAACUUUUUUUUUCCCCUUUCCCCUACCUGAUGCAGUGGUCCUAGGACCAGGGCUGCAAAUGCAGCUUACAGAAACAGGGAUGAAAUCUAAGCAAGGAACUGUAACUAUGUAUUUAAACCUUAUGUCAUAAUUCCUAAGGCCUGAUGGAGGUGGGUUGUGCCUUCAUCCCAUCUGGCAAAAUUGGGGCUAAGAGUGAAUACUUCAUAUUGCAUGGUAGCAAAAAUAGCUCAGUAGUUCUCCACCUGUGUAACCUUACCCAAUCUGAAUGGGAGUGGACCAAGGAGGAGCUGCUUGCUAGACUAGUAUUGCUUCCUGUAAUCUAGACAUGCACUGCUUGCAAUCUAGACCAGCACGACGGCCAUUCUAAUGUCCUUUCCAAAUGUGGAAGAGUUUGGGUGUUUAUGGAGGGAAGGAGAAAUAGUAGCUGAUGGAAAGAAAUGAAUAAAUGGGUUAUGAACUGAGGGAAAGCCAGUAUUACAAUAACACCUUGAAAGAGGCUCAGAGCAAGAGAUGACAUUGUCUCUGAGCUCAAUUAUUAUAUCAGAUGUUUGAAAGGGUGAAGUUCUAUGUUUGCUGUGAUCAAUCCUGCUUUUGGAACCUGACAAGACUGAAGGAAAGCCUGCCAACCUGAGUGACCUUACAUGGGAGAUAUUCAUACACUAUCAUGGAUUGGACUAAUUAUUAAUGAGUGAAUGGGAUUCUAGUAAUGUGUCAAUGACUUUUGAGUUGUAUAUCCUUUUGAUGUAAGGGAUUGGUUUUGAAGACUAAGGGUGGACUAUGAGUUUGUAAAAUAUAUUUGGUCUUUGACCCUAUUUCCUGGUAUACAACUCCUAAAAUCCUCACAAACUCCAAAGUGAUGUCUUUUUUGCAUGGUAAUGAGAUGACUGAUGGGUGAAUUCCCUAGGUAUUAAAUAGCUUCAGGAUGGGGCUGGUCACAGGCAAGACCUAGGCAGGAAUAGAGGGUUGGGACUUUCGCCCAUAUCCUGGGAGGUGGGGGCUGCGGUGAGAGGGGCUGAAGGUUACAUUAAUCACCAAUGGCUAAUGGUUUAAUCCAUCAUGACUGCUUAAUUAAGCCUCCAUAAAAUCCCAAAACAACAAGGCUGUGAGAGCUUCUGGAAGGCUGCCAGGUGUGGAUAUUCCUAGAGGGUAGUGCCCCUGGGGAGGGCAUGGAAGCCCUGUUCCCUUUCACUCAUACCUGGUUCUAUGCAUCUUUUCAUCUGUAUCCUUUGUAAUAUUUUUUAUAAUAAACUGGGAAACAUAAAAUAAAUGUUUCUCUGCAUUCUGUGAGCCAUUCCAGCAAAUUAAUUGAACUAAAGGAGAGAGCCAUGAGAGCUCCAAUUUAUAUAGCCUGUUGGUCAGAAGCAUGGGUGAAACAACCUGGGGCUUGUGAUUGGCAUCUGAAUGUGAGCAGUUGGGGACCAAGCCCUCAGCCUGUGGGAUCUGAAGUUAUCUCCAGGUAGACAGUGUCAGAAUAGAACUGAAUUAGAGGACACCUAGCGGGAGUCCACUGAAGAAUUGAUAGCUUGCUUGUUGGUGGGGAGAAAUCCCCCCACAUUUGGUCAAAGAAGUCUUCUGUGUCGAUAGUACUUUGAGUUUGUGUGAGAGUUUUUUCUACUCUCAUCAAUUGGUGUCAGUGAAGAAAGGUUUGCUAGAAUGGCCCUGACUCAUCGAAAUAUUAAUAAGUGGUUUGGGAAGAGAAAGGAGGAAAGGGUUGGGGUUGGGGAUGAGGAACCUUUGAUUCUGGGGUGGCUACAUGGUCACCCAUGGUAGAGAGCUGCAGCUGUGCUGCAAUCAGUUACCCAAGGUAAAAGUUACCAGUGGAAUUUAGAGAUGGAUCCAACUCCUGGAUGCAUAAGGACAUGCAAGCUGCUAGGAAAAUUCACUUUGAGUUUGUGUGUGUGGGUUUCUACUCAUUUAUGUUUUGUCAUUAGACCUUUCUUACAAGGCUAAUAGCUUUUUUGUGUUAUUAUAAAUUUCCAAACUUUGGACUGUAUCUUCUGUUUUGUAAAAGUCUUGAGAGAAAUACUCAACAUUGCUUGCUGAGAAAACAGCUCUUUGCAGCAAGUAGAGGUUUUUCUUCAUACCGUGCUUAAGUGUGGGAUGCCCCUAAUUAGAGCUGCUGGUAGCAGGUGCUGAGGGCUUGAGAGCUGUGCAACUGGAAACAGGGCUGUGGCCAGACACCACAUCCUAAAGAGAGCAGGAGGCUCAGUGAGCUUUGAAUAAACUACAGCUUUGAGUAACAGAGCUGUGCCUCACUCUUGCUAAAGGUAACCACUGGCUUGGGUAUGCACUGAACUGGACAAUGCUUAUUUAUGCCCUUUGGGAGAAAUAAUUAUCUUUUGAAUGUAAUGAUCUAAUGUGGACUAAAUUAGGCAUGUCCUCUUCUUCCUGCAUACCAGUGCCCUGAGCUCCUGAUUGGUUAGAGAGAGGACUUAAAAGGCCAAUUGCAGCCAGUUUAGACACUAGCUCAGAUAGCCUAAAAUAACCUCCUUGAUGAAGCACAAAGGUUCAGGGAUGACUAAGAUGUCCUGUGUCCUCUGGGUUCUGGCUCUGAGGGAAACUCAUAAGGCACCCUAAUUCUAACCCCAACAAUCCACAUGAGUCAGGACAGUUCUCAUGUACCCCUGCCAUAUACCCCACCAUGGAUUGCCAAAAUAAAUGACCACAUGCCUGUUCUUUGAACCAUUCUCACUGAACCACUCCAAAGGAAUUCUGGGGCCAGACUGAAAAAAAAAAAAAAAAACCUGCACACAAUACACAAAUCUAUCUCAAAAGCAGGAAAAGUAGCACAAGACAGGACUUGAAUUAUAGGGCACUAACAUCUCAAGGAGGUAGGUCAGAAGUGUCAGAGCAGAACACUUAGGAGAUCAGUAUUUGGCAGAUGAUAUAGCGAAGUAAUUAGAACUGUUAGGCCAGAGCAUUUGGAGUUGGACCACGGAAAUGGAACUCUGAAGAGAAAGAUGGGAAAGAUGAAUGAAAACCAAAGAAAACUACUGGUGAUGUGAAUGAAUAAAAGUCCAAACGGGCCACUUUAACAGAGAACUUGGAACAUACUUUAUUAUUCUUGGAAUUUCUCCCUGACAAGUAGUAUUUUUGUUAAUCUAGUAUUACCUGACAUUUAAUCCUUCUAUCAAUUGCAGUAUUUCUAAUUUCUUAGAAAAAUAGAAAUAAAAUUUUUCUUAGAUUUCAAUUGGAGAAUCUCAAAAUCAUUGAAAUCAUAAUCACAGAAUUUAUACCAAUAUUGCUAUAAUCAAAGUUAGCUUAACAAAGUCAAGAGCUUUCAAAGAUAGAAAAAACUUGGCCUUGAUUUCUUCCAUAGUCCAUUUCUGCUACCUCAGAGUCUAGAAUAGGAAACUGUCUGAAUGAAGUUAAAAGUAUUCAAAACUUGACCUUAUCAGAUAAGUACUAUCAGAUACCCUUACUGACCUACAAGGACAACCAAUAAUUUCUGCUUUCUAAGGCAGAGAAUGAGGUUGUUUUAAAGCUAACUUACUAGUUAUAUCACCUCAGGGAAGCUAUUUAACCUCUGAGCCUCAAUGUAAAGUGGGACUAAAUGCUUUGUCCAAUACAUGGUGCAGAAUUGUUGCUUACCCCAGGUUGUGUUCUUUUUCCUUCCAGUUGUUUUCACAGAACCUUAGAGAGCACUAAAAAUCAAAAUAGUGUGAGAACUGGCAAAACUUAAUACCCGUCUGGGCAUUCUUGCUCAAUAAAUGAUCGGUGGUUUGACAGUGGUUUUUAAGCAGUACUUCUGAUUCUUUCUUUGGUCCAAUGGUUGACUGACAUCUGUGGUAGCCAGUUUCCAAGAGGACUCCCAGUGAUCAUCACCUCCUGAUACUUACCACUCCCACACUGACUCAAGGCUGGCUCUGUGUAACCAGAGUACUGUAGAAGUGACAAUGUUAACUUCAGAGGCUUGAUCAAAAAAAAAAGCUUUGCAGCUACUUGUUCUCUUGAAUUACCUUGCUCUGAGGGGAGCUAGUUACCAUGCUGUGAAGACUGAUGGCUGUGUGACCUUGGACAACUUAUGUGAUUUUUCUGAGCUUCAGUUUUCCUCACCUUUAAAAUGAAAUAUUUAUUUCACAGGGUGUCAUGAAGAUUAAAUAAGAUUUGCAGGUAAAGCACAUAGCAGGAUGUCUGGCACAUAGUAAGCUCUCAUGACAUUUGGCUAAUUUACGGUGGUGGUGGUAGAAGCUGCAGUAGUAGCAAUUGAUUGGAUGUGAAAUGUGAAAGAAAGAGGAAUCAAGGAUGAUUCCUAGGUUUUUGGCUUGACUAACUGAAGGAGCGAUGGUAUCAUUUACUGAGUUUGGGAACAACACAGGAAGUGAAGGACAUUUUUUUUAUGGACCAAAGGUGCUAUGCCCCAAAUAGUUUUACCUAUUUUUCAAUCACUUAGAAAUAGCAUUCCAUGUCCACUUUUUCUUCUCUAGAUUACAUCAAACUGUUUUUUUUUGUUCCAAAUAAUUCCUUCCCCAAACAUGAGAAAUUACUGAAGGAAGAGUGGUAGAAGCCAAAUUAUUCUGUAAUCAAUAGCCAUGUAACCCUGGAUGAGUCACUGUUCUUAGUUAAAUAGUGGCAAACGUUGCAAAGAUGAAUAGCAGAACAAAAUCCAGACAUUUCAGGUAGUUGUUAUUUUUGUUUGAGAGAGAAAUUAUUAGCAAACAUCAGAGAGACUUUAUGAAAUCACCAUGAACUUAAGGUAAGCUUUGGGGCUUAUGAGAAAUGGCAAAGUACUUCCAUUAAUUUUUAAAUGAAGAUUUACUGAAAACUAAAGUGCUCAGGCUUCAUGAAAUUAGAUUUCUGUUUUCUUUUUUAGACUCCCACUGGCUUAACUACCCAAGGAAGGGCAGUGCUUGAUGCAAGUCUGGCUCCCAAACUCUACACUUAGCUUUCAUUUAGUUAGUAGUUCACAGACUGGUUGAACAAUUCUAUACAUAAAGUUGUUUUCACAAUUCUUUUUUUGUCUGUUUGUUUUAGAGACAGAGUCUCACCCUGUCACCCAGGCUGGAGUGCAGUGGUGCCAGCAUAGCUCAUUGUAACCUUGAACUCCUGGCUCAAGUGAUCUUCCUGCCUCAGCCUCCUGAGUAAGUAGCAUGGAUUAGUUCAUUAGUAACCAAACUGGGACCCAAACCCCUGGGUGCCAUCUAUGCUUAUGGUGAGCUUCUCUGGGCUUCUUCAACCUUAAAAUAAAGGGUCUCAACCCAUAUAUGAUCAUGAAGUUCUAUUCCAGUUCUAUGAUAUUUGAUUCUAGUAAGUUGCUAUAAGUAAGAAAACUUUUGAGUUUUGUUUCCCUUUAUUUUUGAUGAAGAUGGAGUGCAAAUAAAGCCAUCCACAAAUGAUUUUACAGACAAAUUUAUACCAGUAUCUUAUUGGGUUACCAUAGAGUGGGGUUCCUUCUAUCACUGUGUCAUAUAAAACUAGCUAUGGAUGAUUGAACCUAUGAACUUCGGUCAAUCAUGCCAACAAAACUAACUGAAGUGUAACUAGUUCAUGAAAUAACCAUAAGGAAGUACAAUAUGUAUAUUGUCUAUCAACUUCCUCCCACCACAGAAAUAGAGAAAUGAGGGUUUUUUUUUGAGGAGGUAGUUGCUACAUUUACCAUAACUAUUGAAAUUCUUCAAUACUCUGUUUAAUUCCUCUUUUUCCCACUAUAGUUGGUGUCAUGCAAGAAUUUAUUCACAUUGACUAAGUAUACUAGAAGAGUGAAGAUCAGAGAAUCUUAACUCUGAAAUUUGGCAUCACUACCCUGAACAAUAUAUAACUACCUGUACAGAUCCUGUGGCAAAGUUCAACAAAAUCUGAUCUAAAUGAACAACUCAACAUGUAUUCAGCCAUCCGUGAUCACGUCCACGGCUUUACCGAUCACUUACACCUUCCUUUGUAUUGUUGGUCUCUUUGGAAACUCUCUCUCUCAAUGGAUAUUUUUAAGAAAAAUAGGUAAGAGAACAUCAACACACAUCUACCUGGCACACCUUGUGACUGCAAACUUGCUUGUGUGCAGCGCCAUGCCUUUCAUAGCUAUCUAUUUCCUGAAAGGUUUCCAAUGGGAAUAUCAAUCUGUACAAUGCAGAGUGGUCAGUUUUCUGGGAGUUCUAUCCAUUCAUGUAAGUAUGUUUGUCAGCCUCUUAAUUUUAAGUUGGAUUGCCAUAAGCCGCUAUGCUACCUUAAUGAAAAAGGAUUCCACGCAAGAGACCACUUCGUGCUAUGAAAAAAUAUUUUAUGGCCAUUUAUUGAAAAAAUUUCGCCAGCCCAACUUUGCUAGAAAACUAUGCAUUUACAUAUGGGGAGUUGUACUGGGCAUAAUUCUUCCAGUUACCAUAUACUACUCGGUUGCAGAGGCUAUAGAAGGAGAAGAGCGCCAGUGCUAUAAUCAGCAGAUGGAACUAGGAGCCACAAUUUCUCAGAUUGCAAGUCUUGUUGGAACCACAUUUAUUGGAUUUUCAUUUUUAGUAGUACUAACAUCAUACUACUCUUUUGUAAGCCAUUUGAGAAAAAUAAGGACCUGUACGUCCAUUAUGGAGAAAGAUUUGACUUACAGUUCUGUGAAAAGACAUCUUUUGGUCAUCCAGAGUCUACUAUUAGUUUGUUUCCUUCCAUAUAGUAUUUUUAAACCCAUAUUUUAUGUUCUACACCAAAGAGAGGAUUGUCAGCAAUUGAAUUAUUUAAUAGAAACCAAAAAUAUCCUCACCUGUCUUGCUUCAGCCAGAAGUAGCACAGACCCCAUCAUAUUUCUUUUAUUAGAUAAAACAUUCAAAAAGACACUAUAUAAUCUCUUUACAAAGUCUAAUUCACCACACAACCAUAUGGUUGACAUUUGAAUGGAAAAUACCACAAACAGAAAAGCGUUCAUGUGGCUCUAUUAGGGGCACUAAACUACAUCAUUAACAUGCUAGCUUGUUCGCUAACUGGCACCAAGAAAACCUCUUUAGUUUUUAAAAAUAGAUAUUCAUCUCUGUGGCAAGCAAUAUGGAGAUACCUCAAAGAGCUACAAGUA
Microcebus murinus (gray mouse lemur) is the source of this 8921-nucleotide messenger RNA. It is a transcript of the gene GPR82, whose product is annotated as G protein-coupled receptor 82. The record is from RefSeq and is a predicted model, not a curated record. Gene Ontology annotation, molecular function: G protein-coupled receptor activity. Gene Ontology annotation, cellular component: membrane. Gene Ontology annotation, biological process: G protein-coupled receptor signaling pathway. Lineage: Eukaryota; Metazoa; Chordata; Mammalia; Primates; Cheirogaleidae.